This is a messenger RNA of Knipowitschia caucasica, 282 nucleotides long. The record is from the annotation of a GenBank genome assembly. Lineage: Eukaryota; Metazoa; Chordata; Actinopteri; Gobiiformes; Gobiidae.
AUGAGUCUUGGCUUGGGUGUGGUGGUCGCACGUUUGGUGACCGGCAGCUUGAUUUGGUCGGAGCCCGCUGGACCGUGUGGGAGAAACACCCUGAGCUGCAGCUGGGACAAGUCUGGUCCAUACCGGCUCUCCCCCUCCUCCCACUGGCCGCUCCAUACCAGGGCUGCCACUCUGAAAGGCAGCCGCUGUUCUGUCCACGUCUGUCCCGCAUUGGGACCGUUGGAGCGCUCACGUGUGGCGUCCUGGCUCCGGACGCACGAGCGCUCGAGUGCUGCAGUUUAA